GAUAGCUCUUGCUUCAAAGGGAUAUGCCCUCUAAAAUUCCUAUAUAUUCCUGGUUAGACAAUAACAUUUUCUCGGCACAGCACAUAUAAUACAUGCAAAUACUGUAGUUUGAAGGGUUGAGUUUCGUUAUUAGUACAUGGUACGUGACGAAUUUAACUAUUGAACAGUACUUAUAACAGAACAGGUUUUAUUAACGUUAUUGGAUUGUAAAUGGGAUUAUAAAGGCAAUAUGCUCAUUUGAUUCGUGAGAAUAUUGAUAUAAAGCAGAUCAGCAGAUACAAAACGAUUUUCAUCUACAAUUACACUGGGAAAAAAGGUAACAUUACGUACAGGUAAACAGGACAUGUAACAAAAUAAGGAAGCAAAAACGGAUGAGAAUAAACUUAUAAAAACAGCACAAAGUCAUUCUUCAGCAUAAUUCCACAGGGACACAAAACAAGUGACAACACGCAAACAGAGUUGAAAUAUAGUUUUUUAAGGAUAUAACCCGACACAUGAAUAGACGACAGUUUAAUGGUCAGUAUUAACACAGAAAUUACUCAUGAAGUGACAUUUACAAAAGAAAGACCUACUCUGGAAAUAUAUUGUAAAAAAACAUUUUCGUGAAACAUAAAAGAUGGACAUCAAUUCUAAUUUGGAUUCAAAUAUGGGCCUGUCAUCUCGGCGCUCUAGAAGGUCAGACUUCCUUUGCGAAAGUAAAGUCGCAAGUCGUAUAAAAAACUUUGAAACAAAAAGCGUUAAGUCCAAGGGAAAUAAGGUUAAUGAAAGAAAAAUUGACAACAACAAUGUUCGUCAUUUGAGAGAAUCAUGGCUCCGCUCUGAAAGCAAGGACAAAAAUGGGGUGAGAAAAUCUAUUAAAUCUAUUGAUGAUAAGUCUCGUAAUUGUGAUGAACAAUCUAACAGAAAAAAUGUAAAUGGCCAAUUUUACAGAGGUAAGAUAAACCUCAAGGCCAGUUGCAACACCGAAGAUACAAAUGUCACGCAAGUCGAUGGAACGUCAGUUGUACCCAUAUUUGACCACGAUUCGUCUAAAAUUGAUAAACUAGAUACUGAAUUUAUUUCGGAUAUAUCUAAUAAUAACACUAAGUGCUUUCCUGAAGAAGUAUCUUAUCAGAUAUCAGACAACUAUACGAAGGAGAAUCCCGGUGUUGAAGAAAAUGAACCAGAGACAAGGGACGAAACAAUCUCAAGAAACAAAUGGACAAUUAACACAGUUAACGUGCAUAAAGAAAGUAUAGAAGUUGAAAAUGAUACGGAUAUAUUCUCUGGCCGACAAGCACUGUCUCAAGAAGACUCCGACAAAACAGGAUACCUUUGGACAAUAAAAACAGCAAUAGUUCACAGGGAAAGCAUAGACAUUACCGAAAACAAAGCUGACGAUUUGGAAAAUUUUAUUAUUAAUGAUACAGAGUCAAAUGACGGUGAAGACGAUGAUAUAUGUGUAGAUGAUUUGCACAUUAGUGAGGAAAGCUCCGAUGACAACGACAAUGAUGAUGGUGAUAAUGAUGUUGACUUUGACCGUACAUUAACUGCAUCAGAAUCAUUCUUUAAAUUCAUUGCUCAAAACGUUGAGGAAGGCGGCGAAAAUUCGGACAAUCAAAACAUUGACCACACAGAACCCAGUAUAACAAAACCUUUACCCAAUGCAAUCCCUAUAAUUGAAGAAAAUGUGAAUAUUCAAAAACACGUUCCAGAAAAACUAGUGAAAACUACAAAUGACAACAUCAAUGCAAACACUGUGAUACCCAGUCAAAACGCCGAUCACAUCCCAAUAUCUGUGAUUCCAAACAGACCAAGGAGAAAAUCCCCGAUUACGAAGCCAGAACGGAUUAAAAUCCAACCACCAACCGACUCAUAUUUGGGUAUUCCCAAAGUCAGCCGCAGACGACGGUGUGGGGUCGUUCUUCAACCUACUCUCGAACAAGUACCCGACUGGAAUCAAACUAUGGAAGACUUGAAAAGUCUCGCUCCAGAUUGGCGAAAGAAUGUCCAUCAUGUUAGCCCAAAUAGUAACAGUACAACGGAAAACAAUUCAUUUGGAGUUAAAUCUAAGACUCAGUUCCUGACCAAAUCUGACAGUAAUUCCACAUUAUAUGAUAUAAGUGAAGAGGGAAAUGAUGAUGAACAUGCAAACAACCACAACGUAAUGGCCCGACACUCUAGUCAAACUGAUCUAGGCACUCUGAAAACAAUGGCUGAAAAACUGAAAUUAAAAACUAGACGCCCAAGUUAUGUUCAAUGGAAACAACAAUACGUAGAUCGCCCCUUAUUAGCAAGGCUGAACAAUGACUACAGGGUGGUUGUACGGGAGAAUAUGGAAUGGACAGAACGGAAAGAUGAAAUAAACAAAGCACUGGCCUGGCUGAGACAUGAACUGAUCCAAAUGAAGCAAGAGGACCAAAUUCUAGCCCGACAGCUAGUGGCACUGAGGCAUGAAAUUAACCGUGUAAGACUGGAAAAAAGCUGUGACGAACACCGAGAAACUAUAGAUGACGCCAUGUACGAGUUAGAAGAACAGGCAGAGGAAUACACAAGUUUGUGUGACACGCCGACAGAUUUGCUCAGUCCAACACCACUGCGUCAAAUAGGGGUCACACGUAUGAAUAUCACGUCAAGAAGAUUUUCUGUUUUCUAAAGUGGGACUUAAUUACCCUGAGCAUCCUUUACAAGACCAUUCUGCUUAAAGUAAAUUAAAUACAUGCCAAAUGUGAUGUGAAGAAAUAUGUCAAUAUAGAUAUAGAAACACCGACUCGGUAAUUUGAAUUAGUUUUAAAUGAUCAGUUCGACGGCACAUUGUAUAGAGUUCUACUCUAUGCGUGUGAUGAUGAUGAAGGAAGGAGUGAAAUAUGUUUGGUGUCCUGAUUUCCACUUAUAAAUCUUGUGCAUAUGCUUAUUAAGUUCAUUGUUUUUCUGUAUAUUUUUACGCACGUAUACCUAUCAUGGAUUUCUGAGCAAUCUAUUUGGAAUCACAGAUUUAUUUUCGUUGUAAGAAUUAAAGAAGAUGAAUAUCAGAAUGUGAUUUAAAAGAUGUUACAAAAUAUGUUAUCAUUUUGAUAAAUUGAACGCCACUUUGCUUGAAGUGACAUCGUUAGCUAGUCUAUUGGUGACAUUAAGGUGAUGCUAAAAUGAAAAUUCUUAUCAGUGUACAAAUCAUUCAUCAAAUAUAGUUCCAGAUAUAACAUUUAAAGUGAUGUGUAUUGAAUACAAAUCACCUGUGUUAACCAGGGGAAACACGCGUUCAAUAUCGCUUUUGUUAUUUCGAAAACCUUUGAACCUAUGAAAACCUAUGAAAACUUUUUAUUCAAUUCCAUGUAAUAAUAUACCUUCUGGUGACAGGUGUUUGGCUGCUUUGGCGAUGUCGCCCAUUUAAACAAAAAACUAAUCGAUCAAUCAAUCAAACAACUUACAAACUAAGAAAUAAACAAACAAGCCAACUUAACUAACUAACGAAUAACCAAGGUCCAUUCUGAUAAGUUACUAGCACCAUGUAGCAUGGUUUAAUCAUCUUUAUAAACUUCAUGAUAGGGCAAAAACAUAUUGAUUUAUUUCAUAUCAUCGUAUUUAUUUAUUUCUUUGAUGUCACUCAUUUCUUUCAUAUCAACGAAGAUUCAUAUCUUUUUAUUGUAUAGAAUUCUAAACUAAUCUUUAGAGCAUGUUUUUUUUGUAAACAAAAUGUAAUAUAGAAUAAAAGAAAAAUAUAUAAAUAAAAACAAGACUUGUUACAUUGACAGAACCCAUAAUUCAAGGUGAUGUUGUGAGAACAUUGUGUAACCUAACACCUCUUUGCAAUACCUCUGUUAUCAUCACAUAUUUCUAUAUAUUAAUGAUAAUAUUCGAAAAAGAAGUGUAGGAAUUCGUGAUUAUUGAAGUUUUCACCUGGUUAGUUUCACCAAUAAAACCGUAUGGUACAGAGAACAAUUUUUAAUGUGAUAUCUCUAAAAUUGAAAACAUGUUGAUAUAGUAAGAAUAUUUGUCGUACUUCCUCAAUAAAACAGACUAGUCAUUCCAAUAGAGCUGUUUAAUGUUUCCAUAACAUCUGAGUAAACAGAAUAAAUAUGGC
Owenia fusiformis is the source of this 4060-nucleotide messenger RNA. NCBI's taxonomy places the organism in Eukaryota, Metazoa, Annelida, Polychaeta, Sabellida, Oweniidae. The record is from the annotation of a GenBank genome assembly.